UGAUUGAGAAGGAAGAACUAAGACUUCACCUACAAGCUUCCAAAGAUGCCCAACGACAACUGACAAUGGAGCUACAUGAGUUACAAGACAGGAAUAUGGAGUGCCUGGGAAUGUUACAUGAAUCCCAAGAAGAAAUAAAGGAACUUCGUAGUAAAUCUGGCCCUGCUGCUCAUCUCUACUUAUCCCAGUCAUAUGGAGCUUUUACUGGAGAAUCUUUGGCAGCUGAGAUUGAGGGGACCAUGCGUAAAAGGUUGAAUUUGGAUGAGGAAUCUUCUCUCUUUAAACAAAAAGCCCAACAGAAACGGGUAUUUGAUACUGUCAGAGCUGCCAAUGACACACGAGGCCGCUCUGUCUCGUUCCCAGCUCUGCUGCCCAUCCCAGGCUCCAACCGUUCAAGUGUCAUCAUGACAGCAAAACCCUUUGAGUCUGUUUUACAGCAAACAGAGGACGAAACACUCCCCAACCAGGGGAGCAACUCGGAGGAGGUUCCGAGGAACUCCCAGAGGAUGGAACAGCCAGGACCCUCUGGAGAGAGUGAUUUGGCCACAGCACUGCAUCGCCUUAGCCUUCGUCGACAGAACUAUUUAAGUGAGAAGCAGUUCUUCGCUGAAGAAUGGGAGCGAAAGAUCCAGGUUCUGGCUGACCAGAAGGAAAGGGCUAGUGGCUGCAUCACCCCCACAGAGAGCCUUGCCUCUCUCUGCACCAACCAGUCAGAGUUCACAGAUUUCAGCAGUGCCAGUUGUCUUCGAGGUUUUAUGCCAGAAAAAUUACAAAUUGUCAAGCCCCUGGAAGGAUCACAGACUCUGCAUCAUUGGCAGCAGCUUGCUCAACCAAACUUGGGAACAAUUCUUGAUCCCCGACCAGGUGUCAUUACUAAAGGCUUUACCCAGUUGCCCAAGGAUGCCAUCUAUCACAUCUCAGAUUUAGAAGAGGAUGAAGAGGAGGGUAUCACUUUUCAGGUUCAGCAGCCUCUUCAAGUGGAACAGAAACCUUCAAUAUUCAAGCCAGUAACAGGGAUCUUCCUACCGUCCAUUACUUCAGCAGGUGGACCAGUAACAGUUGCAACCUCAAACCCAGGAAAGUGUCUGUCAUGCACAAACUCGACAUUCACCUUCACCACUUGUAGGAUAUUGCAUCCCUCUGACAUCACUCAGGUUACCCCCAGCUCUGGGUUCCCUUCAUUAUCCUGUGGAAGUAGUGGUAGCAGUUCAUCAAACACGGCUGUGAAUUCUCCUGCCAUGUCCUAUAGACUCAGCAUUGGUGAAUCCAUCACCAACCGACGAGAUUCUACCAUAACCUUCAGUAGCACCAUGAGUUUGGCCAAACUUCUACAAGAGCGAGGCAUCUCUGCCAAAGUGUACCACAGCCCAAUUUCAGAGAACCCUGUCUUCCAGCCACUCCCUAAAUCUCUAGCCAUCCCUUCCACACCACCAAAUUCACCGUCUCAUUCACCUUGCCCUUCUCCUUUGCCCUUUGAGCCUCGAGUACAUCUCUCUGAAAAUUUUUUGGCCUCCCGACCAGCUGAAACAUUCCUCCAGGAGAUGUAUGGCUUGAGGCCUUCCCGGAACCCUCUUGACGUUGGCCAGUUGAAGAUGAAUUUAGUGGACAGGCUGAAGAGACUGGGCAUAGCCAGAGCAGUUAAGGCCCCUGAUGCCAAGGAGAAUGGAAGAAGCCAAGAGGCAGAAACUGGUCUUCAAAAACCAGAUUCUGCUGUUUAUUUGAAUGCACAUAGCAAUUUAUUGAGUGGACUCAGGAGGAAUCAGAGUCUUCCAGUCAUGAUGGGUAGCUUUGGCACCCCAGUUUGCACAUCCUCACCCAAAAUGGGUCUCCUGAAGGAGGACUGAGGUCAGCAGUUAGCUGAGCUCCUGUACAGAUCAGCACGUGAGGGUCCAUAUGCACUGAUACAUGUAGUCUGGUCUGACUUGAGAGAAAAGGAAUGUUGCAGAAGGGUUGUGAAUGUGGAAAGGGAGACGUGGAGGAAUGGAAACAAAAUUCGCAUGAGGCUCUAAUGGAUGAAGUCUCAUAAAUCGGAAGUAUAAAUGAAUGGGCCAUGAGUGUUUGGAGGCAGAAAAGGAAGAAAGGUUUAAUACACUCCUUCGGUUGAGUUUUCUUGUCUUGAAAAUAAAAAGUGAAUAGAAAAUAAAUUCAGUAAUGCUGAAACAUACCAGAGAUACUGAACUUGCUGGCACAUUUACUUCUGGUGAGCAUGGACAAGGGGAACCCAGGUCAGAAAGAUGGGAGGAGGAAAGGAGUGACUGUUGCUUAUAGAAAGCUGUUCUGAAGGGUUGGUGGGGUAAGCUCAGUCUGUUAUCUGAGGUAACAGUGACGCGGCUUAUUUGUUUCCCCUGCUAGUGUUGGAUUAAAUUACGCAUCCAUCAAAUAGGAUGCUCACAGCAUUAGCAAAAUAAGGAAUUUUAUCUUUUUCAUUAGAUCAGAAGUGGAGACUCCCUUUUUCCUUUCUAUGUUCAGGCCUUUGAGCCACUGGCAGGCCAAACACCACUCAAAUUCCUUUGUGUUUAUCAUUAAUAAAAGUUCAUUUUUUUAAAUUUGUAUUUUUAUACAACCUCCAACAAGAACCCAGUAUAGGUAAGGGGUGGGAGGGAUUUACUUUUACGAAGGAAAAUAUGGGUAUAUUGGAACCAAGGAAACUGGUUUUUAAAAUAUUUCUUCAAGAUAAGUGCAGUAGUGAAGGAAUACAAACAUAAUUGCAUGUCUUUCAAAUUUCCUUAGAGGUGGGACAGGGUUAAACCAAAAGUGCAAUCAUAGGAAUUAGGGAAUGUUGUAUAUUUAUAUAUGUAAAAUUUUUUGUGAGGAAAGUUGGUUGCAAGUAAACCAACUUUUUCCAAAGUGCGCUAUGCAUAUUUUUAAUGAAAAGUGACAUGUAUUUGCACAAAAAUCCUCAGGCAUAUUAAAUUAUAAACUGAAGUAAAAGCCAGGUGCUUGCUUUGAGAUUGUGUUUUCUUCCUAAUAUGAAAUAAAAUUAAAACACAUCUGCCUUGUUCUUGAUAUCUGUAGAGUUAGAGAAUGAACUUUUUAAUGGG
Molecule: messenger RNA, 3041 nt
Organism: Propithecus coquereli (Coquerel's sifaka)
Lineage: Eukaryota; Metazoa; Chordata; Mammalia; Primates; Indriidae
Gene: TRAK2
Product: trafficking protein, kinesin binding 2
Exons: 8
Coding region: 66-1844 (592 amino acids)
Biological process (GO): neurogenesis; anterograde axonal transport of mitochondrion
Cellular component (GO): dendrite
Molecular function (GO): GABA receptor binding
Source: RefSeq, a predicted model, not a curated record